AUGGGCAGCGGAAAUACGAAGCAGCCCACGGCGGCGCUGACGCCGGCGCCGCCGCCAUCCUCCAACGAGAUGCAGAUGCAUCCAGUCUGCAAGAAAACGGUCGACAUUUCUUCCAGCGCUGACCGCGCCGAGGAGUUUGCAGCGGCUGCGCGACUGCCGGCCCAGGCUGCACCGCGACUGUCCCCUGCGGUCGUACCAUCACACACCCCAUCGACGCAUACAGGUUCGGUGAACACGGCUUCCUCCGGCAAUGCCCCAAGGCUGUUGGGCAAGGACAAGUACGUCAAGGAGUACGGUGCCCUGGCCAUGAGCGACCGUGCUAAGGCGGUGCUGCGAGGUACGCUGCUUCUCUUUUGUGACCCUGAGACGGAAAGCAUGGUGGUGUCGUACCAUGAGAAGAGCACUGGCUCUGUGUACGCGCGCAGCUACACAGAUGAGGAGCUGGGACACGCAAAGCAGGCUGCCGGGGUCGGCUUCACAUGGGCUCCUUUCUUCAAGUCCAUAGCUACAGCCGUGAUCAAAUCCAAGGCAAUGAUUAUCUCAGUCAACCCGACCCGAAAGGAUGCCAGCUUCACCAUCUUCAAUAGCAAAGACCCCUCGCGAACGUACCCAUUUGUGGUUCCGAUGGAUAUGGUGUCGGAUGGGUCCUCACCGAACGCGCGGGAGGUCUUCCGCUUUGCGGUGCACCCCUUGACACGUGCGUUGCAGUACAACCGUGCGAGCAGCGACUCGAGCGCGCGGGAGGCUGACGCGGAGAAGCUGGAGUGUGAGUUGACGGUGAACACCGCUGCGACGAAGCAGCACACCACCUACGUAGACAAGCUGCUGCCCACGGUGCGCCCCCUACGAGAGGAGUCGGCGCUGCACUCCCACCGCGCCAUGGUGGUUGGCCGCGAGGUGCGCAACCUCGAGCGACGUCUCCAGGCCCGAGAGGAGCAGAUAGUCACAAAGCACCCACUUGACCAACUCUACGACGAGGGAGGUGCACAGAGCUUCCAGCACACCUUGUGGUCUCCUGAGCACAUUCCACAUGAGGAGGACCCGGACGAGGUGCUCUCGUUCUGCAUUCGCUGCGCGUUUCCGUUAAGCCCCGACAUGAAGCUGAGUGACAUCUCAGGUGUGCUGCAGCGGCCCGAGAUUCGGAAGCAGAUGGAGGCAAACGGCAACGGCCAGGUUAUUGCAGAGGCGUUCGAGAUCUUUAAGGGAAUCGACCGCUGGGACUACGACACCAUUCAGCUGGAGAUCAUCACUGACGGCAACGCCCUCUUCUUCACGGCGUACCUCCUCAUCUACAAGCUGGACUUGGUCCGCUACUUCAACCUAGACGACGCCGUAUUGCGCCGCUUCCUCGUAGCUGUGCAGAGCGCCUACCACCCGAACCCAUACCACAACGCCAUGCACGGCGCGGAUGUGACGCAAAUUAACUACUACAUCAUGAUGGUGGCCGGGCUUUGCGAGAAGUGCUGCUUGAGCAAAGAAGAGAUCUUCGCAGGCAUCAUCGCCGGCGCCGUACACGACUUUGACCACCCGGGCCUCAACAACAACUUCCACUCCCGCACUGGCGCCUACCUCGCCACUCUCUACAACGACAGGUCUAUUCUGGAGAAUCAUCACCUUGCCUGCACUUUUGAGCUGCUGCGCAACCCACGCUACAACAUCUUCGCGACGUUGUCGGACGAGCAGCGACAGCUUGUGCGGGAGACCAUACUGGAGAUGGUGCUGGCGACGGACAUGGGCAAUCAUGCGCGUAUCUUCAAGAACUUCCAGGUGCGCAUGUCGGAGACGAGCGACUGGCACUCGAAGAAGGAAGAUGUGCGGCUCGCUCUCUCCAUGUCGAUCAAGAUGGCCGAUAUUUCGAACUGCGCGCGGCCCAACCAUAUCUACGCUGAGUGGGCCAAGAACAUCUCGAAGGAGUUUUACCUCCAAGGUGACGCCGAGCGGAAGCUGAACCUCUCCAUCUCGCCCUUCAUGGACCGGACGAAGGAGGCGGAGGAGUUCCCGAAGGGUCAGGUGUCGUUUAUGAUGUAUAUUGUGCAGCCUAUGCUGGAGGCGAUCUCGGCGCUACUGCCAUUUAUGACCUUUGCAGUGAAUAUGUGUAUUGACAACAAGGAGUACUGGCGGCGCAAAACGGAGGAGGCGCAGUAG
Messenger RNA from Leishmania mexicana MHOM/GT/2001/U1103, 2145 nucleotides. RefSeq lists its product as hypothetical. The transcript has a single exon. Gene Ontology annotation, biological process: signal transduction. Lineage: Eukaryota; Euglenozoa; Kinetoplastea; Trypanosomatida; Trypanosomatidae. The record is from RefSeq and is a predicted model, not a curated record. Bases 1 to 2145 code for a protein of 714 amino acids. Gene Ontology annotation, molecular function: 3',5'-cyclic-nucleotide phosphodiesterase activity.